AUGCCCAAAGACGAAGAGGGGCGGGAUACAGAAAGCUUACAAGAAGAACAAGGAAAUCAGGAUGGAAGCAAUAAUCAAAAUAACGCCGCUGGGAAACCUUGUUCUCGAAAACUGGGCUUGCACUCUCAACCUAAUAACUGUAGAGAUAAUAAGGAAUUACACGCUAAGAACACAGUCUCUAUACGAAGAAAUAUUAAGAAGGUUAGAACCCUCAUUCCUGAAGACAUCACUACUAAUGAAGCCUUAAUCCAAGCAGUAAAUACUUUACCCUCCAAUUACAACUUUGAAAUCUUUAAAUCUAUAUGGAGACUUCGAAAGUGUAACUCUAAGCGAGUGGCACUUCAGUUCCCUGAGGGACUACUUAUGUAUGCCUGCACCAUCGCUGACAUCCUUGAACAAUUUACUCCUGUAGAAGUUGUUGUGAUGGGCGACGUUGUUUAUGGUGCGUGCUGCGUGGAUGACUAUUCUGCGAGGGCUAUGGGAUGUGACUUUUUAAUUCAUUACGGUCACAGCUGCCUUGUCCCGAUCGACACGGCCCGGUUGAACAUGCUCUAUGUGUUUGUCAGUAUAGAUAUUGAUGUUAAACACUUUAUUGAAACUCUUCAAUUCAACUUUAAACCAAACACAAAACUUGCGUUAGUGAGUACUGUGCAGUUUGCGGCCGCCCUUCAGGCCGCCUCUGAGGUCCUGAGCGAGACUUUUGAUCUAUCCCUUCCUCAAGUAAAACCACUUUCUCCUGGGGAGAUAUUAGGCUGCACAUCCCCACGGUUGUCCACUUGCGAAGCCAUCGUUUACCUUGGAGACGGACGUUUUCAUUUGGAAUCUAUUAUGAUACACAAUCCAGAAAUUACAGCUUACAGAUACGACCCAUACUGUAAAAUAUUUAGUGUGGAAGGCUACGAUAUCGAAGCAAUGAAGAGCUGUAGAGAAAAGGCAAUUAGCACGGCACGUGGGGCUUCCAGUUUUGGCCUCAUAAUGGGAACGUUGGGACAUCAGGGCAGCAUUCUUGUGCUAAAGGAACUGAAGAAGCAAAUUGAAGCCGCUGGAAAGACUUGUGUUGUUGUUCUCUUGAGUGAAAUAACGCCGGAGAAGUUAAAAAUGUUCAGCGACAUUAAAGCGUGGGUGCAGAUCGCUUGUCCACGACUCUCCAUUGACUGGGGAUACGCCUUCGAUAAGCCCAUCUUGACGCCUUACGAGCUCUCCGUGGCUCUCGCUCGUUCUCCGUGGCGCUCGGUCUACCCUAUGGACUACUACGCUAACGACUCCUUGGGCCCUUGGACGCCUAAUCACACCAAUUCAGAGAGGCGGGGAAUAUGUUUUUCCAGUAAUCAAGGCUGAAUAUUAUAAUAGAAUGAUUGCUGACGAUCACAGUAUUACUUUUCACUGUAGCGAGCUUUUAAGUUAAUGAGGUCCUGCACCAGUUGAUUCACUUUUUCAAUAAUAAGUUCCUUUUCGUCCUCUUUGAACAUUUUAAGCAGAU
Zophobas morio is the source of this 1480-nucleotide messenger RNA. Its product is annotated as 2-(3-amino-3-carboxypropyl)histidine synthase subunit 1-like. The record is from RefSeq and is a predicted model, not a curated record. Bases 1 to 1338 code for a protein of 445 amino acids. Gene Ontology annotation, molecular function: 2-(3-amino-3-carboxypropyl)histidine synthase activity. The transcript is spliced from 13 exons. Lineage: Eukaryota; Metazoa; Arthropoda; Insecta; Coleoptera; Tenebrionidae. Gene Ontology annotation, biological process: protein histidyl modification to diphthamide.